UACUAUCAUUAUUGAUUGUGAUGCUGAAAUUGUCCCAGUUUUGGCCAUUGGGACACCCUUCAAGCUAGUUCUUGUGUCCUAUUGACAUCUCAAUAUUAUUCUAGGAGUACUUCCUUACAUUGUACUGGAAGAUGUUUCAGGCUCUUCUUGUACUUUUCCUGACCCAACCAUUUUGAUCAUUUUACCAGCUAUUUCUCCCUGGAUCUCUGAUUCCUUUUAUUUGAGAAUGCAUUUUUAGAACCAAGAUCUGGAUGCUAUGUGUGGUCAUUGCUACUGGAGUGUUACUGUUUUUAAGCCAUUUUAGCAGACAGAGCUAUGAAAUUCACAAACAUACACAUACAUACAUCCAUAUCUCUUUCUGUAUUUUUCCAUGUAUUUAUACUAAAACCCAUGAGUUUACUCCAAUAUCUCCCACUCUACUCCAAUACCAUAGAGCUGAUUCUAGUCUUUACCCUUUUUCUGUUUCUAACCUCCUUCUCUAAUGGUGAAAGUUCUGGCUCCCAUUAUCCUCGAGAUUGGUUAUGUUAUCUUUUAUAUAACCAAACUCCUGACCUCACAGACCACCCCUUUAGCCCCAAUUCCUCCUUAGACUCAGUCCUACUGGCCCCACUAGACUCCUCUUGGCUUUAAAUUAAACAACUAAAAAGUUAUGGAGCAGGAAUUCAAACCUCCAAGCCGCUAGUUACUUGACAUUGGGGCUCUUUAUUGGGUCUUCAACCCUAACAAAACCUGUUUGCUUCUGUGAAGAUAGAUGUUCAUGGAAAGAGGGCCCUCGGGUUAAUGAGAUGAAGAUUUAACCAGGCUAAGUGUCAGCCCAUAGGGACUUACCUUCCCUAAGGAACAUAAAAGGAUAGAGCCAAAUGCUGCCACCUGCCACGAACCACAGUGAGAGUAUUCUCCAAAAUUGAUGAGGUUCAGAAACUAGUCAACCAGCACCUUUAAUGUCACAAAUACCCCACUAUGUUUUAUUAUAUCAAUAAUACAUUCCACUAAGACAUAAACAUAUUACUGUGCUCUAUUUAUAAAGAUAGAAAUAUCGCUUUUAUUAGCAGCUUCCUAAAUUGAAAUUCUAGGAUAUGGAUGAUGGUGUCUUCUGUUUUAGUGCUAACUUCAUUUCCUGGUCCAGAAGAUCAGAAAUAUGUUCAUGUUUUAGAGAACAGCAUGAAGUCCAUCUGUUCAGAAUUGCUUAUCUGAAGAAAUGGAUACUUCUCCUUCCAAAAAAUAUCCAGUUAAAAAACGGGUGAAAAUACAUCCCAACACAGUGAUGGUGAAAUAUACUUCUCAUUAUCCCCAGCCUGGGGAUGAUGGAUAUGAAGAAAUCAAUGAAGAUUAUGGAAAUUUUAUAGAAGAAAAUCCAAAGAAAGGUCUGCUGAGCGAAAUGAAAAGAAAAGGAAGAACUUUCUUUGGAGCUGUGGAUACCAGACCGCCACCAACAGAAGACCCAAUGACCAAUGAGAUUAGACAAUUCCAGAGCUUUGCAGAAAAAAAUAUUUUUCAGUCCCGAAAAAUGUGGAUAGUGUUGUUUGGAUCUGCUUUGGCUCAUGGAUGUGUAGCUCUUAUUACUAGGCUUGUCUCUGAUCGUUCUAAAGUUCCAUCUCUAGAACUGAUUUUUAUCCGUUCUGUCUUGCAGGUCUUAUCUGUGUUAGUUGUAUGUUACUAUCAGGAGGCCCCCUUUGGACCCAGUGGAUACAGAUUACGACUAUUCUUUUAUGGUGUAUGCAAUGUUAUUUCUAUCACCUGUGCUUAUACAUCAUUUUCAAUAGUUCCUCCCAGCAAUGGGACCACUAUGUGGAGAGCCACAACCACAGUCUUCAGUGCCAUUUUGGCUUUUUUACUCGUAGAUGAGAAAAUGGCUUAUGUUGACAUGGCUACAGUUGUUUGCAGCAUUUUAGGUGUUUGUCUUGUCAUGAUCCCCAACAUUGUUGAUGAAGACAAUUCUUUGUUAAAUGCCUGGAAAGAAGCCUUCGGGUAUACCAUGACUGUGAUGGCUGGACUGACCACUGCUCUUUCUAUGAUAGUGUACAGAUCCAUCAAGGAGAAGAUCAGCAUGUGGACUGCACUGUUUACCUUUGGUUGGACUGGGACAGUCUGGGGAGUAUCUACCAUGUUUGUUCUUCAAGAACCCAUCAUCCCAUUAGAUGGAGAAACCUGGAGUUAUCUCAUUGCUAUAUGUGUCUGUUCUACUGUAGCCUUCUUAGGAGUUUAUUAUGCCUUGGACAAAUUCCAUCCAGCUUUGGUUAGCACAGUACAACAUCUGGAGAUUGUGGUAGCUAUGGUCUUACAGCUUUUAGUGUUGCACAUAUUUCCUAGUGUCUAUGAUGUCUUUGGAGGGGUAAUCAUUAUGAUUAGUGUUUUUGUCCUUGCUGGCUAUAAACUAUACUGGAUGAAUUUAAAAAGGCAGGAUUAUCAGGAAAUACUAGACUCUCCCAUUAAAUGAAUAACUGAUUAUUAUUAUCUUGUUAAUGUUCAGUUAUUAAUAUGUACACUGCCAUUUUAAUGUUUAUAAAUGUCUUUUGUGUUGUAUAAUUGACAGAGUGUUAUAUAAUAUAUAAUUAAUAUAUACAGAUGCAGAAAAAUUUAUUCUAUUCUAAUAUAUUCAAAUAAAAAUAUUAAAUAUGUGAAAUAUGUCAUGAA
This is a messenger RNA of Microcebus murinus (gray mouse lemur), 2634 nucleotides long. NCBI's taxonomy places the organism in Eukaryota, Metazoa, Chordata, Mammalia, Primates, Cheirogaleidae. The record is from RefSeq and is a predicted model, not a curated record.